Molecule: messenger RNA, 343 nt
Organism: Diuraphis noxia (Russian wheat aphid)
Lineage: Eukaryota; Metazoa; Arthropoda; Insecta; Hemiptera; Aphididae
Gene: Sc2
Product: trans-2,3-enoyl-CoA reductase Sc2
Biological process (GO): very long-chain fatty acid biosynthetic process
Molecular function (GO): oxidoreductase activity, acting on the CH-CH group of donors; protein binding
Source: RefSeq, a predicted model, not a curated record
AUGGAGGUAACUGAUGCUUCUCAAAUAAGUGAUAUAAAGAGAAGCAUUAGCAAAAUAAAAUCUGCUUUAUAUCCAGACAGACAAUCCAUCAGGCUUGAAGCUAGAGGGAAAACUUUAAAGGAUACUGACAAAGUUAAAGAUUUAGGAUUAAAAAAUGGAUCAAAACUUUAUGUUAAAGACUUGGGGCCUCAAAUUGGAUGGUCUACUGUAUUUAUGGCAGAAUAUGCUGGACCUUUAUUUGUAUAUUUAAUAUUUUAUGUAAGACCCAGUCUGUUUUAUGGGGCAACUGCUGGUCAAAAAAUGUCACAAGUUGCUGUGUAAGUCCUUAUAUUUUAAUAGUAUG